AUGAGACAGACCAUGAGACAGACCAUGAGACGGACCAUGAAACAGACCAUGAAACAGACCAUGAAACAGACCAUGAGACAGACCAUGAGACAGACCAUGAGACAGACCAUGAAACAGACCAUGAAACAGACCAUGAGACAGACCAUGAGACAGACCAUGAGACAGACCAUGAGACAGACCAUGAGACGGACCAUGAAACAGACCAUGAGACAGACCAUGAAACAGACCAUGAAACAGACCAUGAAACAGACCAUGAGACAGACCAUGAAACAGACCAUGAGACAGACCAUGAAACAGACCAUGAGACAGACCAUGAGACAGACCAUGAGACAGACCAUGAGACAGACCAUGAGACAGACCAUGAAACAGACCAUGAGACAGACCAUGAGACAGACCAUGAGACAGACCAUGAAACAGACCAUGAGACAGACCAUGAAACAGACCAUGAGACAGACCAUGAGACAGACCAUGAGACAGACCAUGAGACAGACCAUGAGACAGACCAUGAGACAGACCAUGAGACAGACCAUGAGACAGACCAUGAGACAGACCAUGAAACAGACCAUGAGACAGACCAUGAAACAGACCAUGAGACAGACCAUGAGAUAG
This is a messenger RNA of Knipowitschia caucasica, 609 nucleotides long. The record is from the annotation of a GenBank genome assembly. Lineage: Eukaryota; Metazoa; Chordata; Actinopteri; Gobiiformes; Gobiidae.